UGAAACACACUGUUGAUUUCCUUCUGUAUGUUCAGACACAGGAACUCCGCUGUGGUUUUUCAUUUUCACGUCAGUUUCUGUGCGGCCGUUUACAGUCGCUCUGGAUGCUGAGAUGGGAAUACACUGCAGUACUUCUCCAAAGACUGUAGACUGUCUGUACGACACCGCCAGCCAUGCAGGCCUGGUUCCUGAUGCCUCCCUGGACGCCUCACUGGCCUCUCUGCUGUCCCUGAACUCCUCCUGGGCUCUGGAGCAGCAGUACUCCACCCUGCAGAGCGCUAUGACCCGGCAGCAGAGGUUUGCCUUCAACCGCGACAUCCACACCCUCUUUGGAAACAACACCACGGUGAGUUAUGGGAGUGUGGGUGUUGUUGCACUUGCUCUCUCAGUCCUGUUUGAGAUGCUAGCCCAUCACCGAACCGCUGGGUUGGGCUCGAGGAGUCCCGAGGACCGCCCCCCAUCUCCAGACCCCAUACGCAGAAUGUUCGGGCCUGACGCCGGGUCGGACAUCAGCUCCAUUGCCAGCGAGUUUCUCAAACAGGUCCCCGGAGCAGCCAAUGACCAGGAGAAGAUGGUGGCACUGCUGGAGAGCGUCGAGCGAAAGCUGCGAUCCGAGCUGAUGGAUUCCUAUGGGAGGAUGGAGCUACUGGAGUGGAGCACUCUCAGCUCUGCCGGGGUAAAGCAAUGGGUGAACGGAGCAGCUCUCCACGUCCACAUCAUCCUUCACUGGAAGCGUCUGACCGACCCAUCAGCUGGAGAGGGCUUACAUCUGGACUACCUGAAUAGUGUUGUUCCGCUGCUCAAGACCUACGAAGAGUAUCUGGUCAAAUCGGUUAAAGUGUUUCCAGCUUUGAGUCCUGGCCCCAGCGGGUUGCUGAUAGUGGAGCCUCUGAGAAAUGUGAGCCAUGGAGUUCAACAUAAAGCCUGCGAACGUAGGGCCAUCCAGCGGACUCUGGUGGAGCGCUUCCUGUCAGACCAGAACCUGCAGAGGGGAAAGGAGUUCUUCCAGAGCUCCCAAAAGCACCAUGAUGCUCUGAUAGCACAGCGAGGUCACUUUCAGCUGAGCAUGGUUUGACAACUAUGACUGAGAGGCUAUUGUUGAUGAUCUGGCCCCGGAUAUUUAGAAUAAAUCAUAACGGCUUAUAUAGAUAAAACUGCACAGCAGUAAGAGGCUUAACAGGUUUGACAUAAGUUAACCUGUCAGGUGACAUAGUAAGGUGCAGUACAAGUACAGGUGUUUCAACUGUUACCCAUACAAUCAGGCUGUUCUCAUACACCAUUCGUAGCUAUACGUACGAAAAGUAACGCACUGUAAUUUGUAUAUAUCCCCCAAAAUCAAUGUGUAUGUAAUCCACGUAAUCGUGAACCAGGAAGUAUAAAGAG
Messenger RNA from Sebastes umbrosus (honeycomb rockfish), 1383 nucleotides. RefSeq lists its product as uncharacterized. The coding region runs from base 113 to 1075 and encodes 320 amino acids. Lineage: Eukaryota; Metazoa; Chordata; Actinopteri; Perciformes; Sebastidae. The record is from RefSeq and is a predicted model, not a curated record. The transcript is spliced from 6 exons.